Messenger RNA from Camelus dromedarius (Arabian camel), 3133 nucleotides. RefSeq names its product zinc finger protein 347. The transcript has 4 exons. NCBI's taxonomy places the organism in Eukaryota, Metazoa, Chordata, Mammalia, Artiodactyla, Camelidae. Bases 1839 to 2822 code for a protein of 327 amino acids. The record is from RefSeq and is a predicted model, not a curated record. Gene Ontology annotation, biological process: regulation of DNA-templated transcription.
UGCUCGUUUCUUAUCUGAUUGUGUGCUGCGAGGUCCCCCUUCAUUCUCAGGGUCUGGGAGUCACUGCGGACCUAAAAUCCCAGCACCCGGCCCUCCGGCCACGUAAGUCCAGGCGGCGCCUUUCUAGGUCGGGGAUCUUUUCCUUUGGGUUUGAAACCGCUGAAGCUCCUCCCUGCCCUUGGUUUUUCUGCCUUCCGUCCACGGAGACACCGCCUUUCGUGUUAUUUUCCUUCAUGGGACCUUUUAUUCUUUCCACCCCCCUAUGAAGAGUCCUCUUUCGCGAGGUGGACUCGCGCCCCCAGCCUCGCCCUCUCUGUCCCUGGAGGUCAGCGCCGGCCGCCCCGCUCCCGUGAGGCCGCGUCCUCUCCCGGGUCCCUGGAUUCUGGGGAGCCCGGCCUUCUCCUGAGACCCCCUCCCUCCUAGCCGCUCUGUCCUCGCGUCCUCCUCAGGCCGGUCCUGUUCCGCGGGUUUCCUCUUCGUAGUCAGCCCUUCCCCCAUCCCGCUAGGAGAAUGUGACCUGGGCCAGCCAUGUUACCUCCAGUGUAAUUCCGUGUAAAUCACAUCCAUUGGAAAAUGGUCUCUUUCGGUGGGGUCGGGGGGUGCGUUUUAUUCCGUUGCCAACCCUUUAAAUACGUGGGUGAGGGGAAUUAGGAGAAGCAGACAGAAGAAGACAAGAGGGAUAUCAAAAGAGAACGACUGAGAGGGAAAUAGAAAUACUGAGAAGGAGAAAAGAAUGAUGAAAAACCGAUGGGGUUGUUGAGGAUGGCUGAGGCACUUGCAAAGCGAUAGUAAAAUGAAAUAGACUUAGACCUUAAAGUAGCAGGUGGAUAAAAUUAAGUAGCAGGUGAAUACAAUAGAGAAGGAAAUAAAGGCGCGGGAUCUCUAGGCGUUGGAGUGCCGUGGAGGGAGAGGGGCCCUGGGUCAGCGGUAAGGCGGAAGAGGGCGGGGGAAGGGUAAUCAUGAUGAGGCAUUUCGCACACUGAGUGGGGGAGAGGAUAGGACAGUUGGAGUCCUGGCCUUCAGAACAUCGUGGUCCUGGGAGAGAAACAGAGGACAGCUAUUGGAAGAGGAGAGAGAGCAGGGAAGAAGCAUAGCCACCUGGGGUGCGAGAGAGUGGGAAGGACGGGAGGGUCAAAGGAUAAAAAGGGUGUAACUCGGAGGGUGAAGGAGAUUUAGCAUGAAAACUGUGGGUGUGCUUGCUCGCGGGACAUCUCACGGAAGUGGCCGGACUUGUCUACAAACAGAAUUUCCUGCCAGGUGACUCUGCCCGUUCCCAGGGGAAACAUUGCUUGCAAACAGGGAUGUUUACCAGUUCCUCAAAAGGAACAGGCCUGGGAACGGGAGGGUCUGGAUGUAGUUAAGGAAGCUUAGCAUUCUUAAGAUAAGGAAUAAGAAGAGUGUCUUAGAUGUAGUGCGCAUGCGUCAAUUUAAAAAAAUGCUUACUCACUGUGCUUGGCAAGAGUUACUCCUUUGUGUAGAUGGUAUAAAAAAUAAAGGAACCCGAAUCUCGGGAGACAUUUUGCACCGCAACCGCUUUGUGCUUCAUUUCGUGGGCAACAGAGGGUAGAGAGGGAGCAGAGAUCGGAGGAAGAAAGAGGCAGAAAUGUGUGGUGAUUCAGGACCAUCAGAAAGGUUGGGGAGAAAGAGCAGCAAGAUAGGGAACACGUUGCAAAGUGAGGCAGAACAAGAGUGAGGGAAGAAAUAGGAGGGCAGCAGGAACAAGAGGAGAAUAGAGGAAAACAGAGAGAGGGAGACAGAUAAAGAAUGAACCCGGAACACAGUAGUGCAGGUCAGAGGGGGAGAGUGGAUGCAGAUGGGAGACUGACCUUUAAAGACUCAUGUUGUCUGAGGAUGAAGCCCAAAACAGGAGGAAGAGGACAGAAAAGAAGUCAGAAAUGGCUAUUUCUCAGGAAGGGUUGACAUUCAAGGAUGUGGCCAUCGAGUUCUCCCAGGAGGAGUGGGAGUGCCUGGUCCCUGCUCAGAGGGCCUUGUACAGGGACGUGAUGCUGGAGACCUGCAGGAACCUGCUGUCUCUGGAUCUCUCUCCUAUGCAUGUGAUUAAGCACUUACAACCGAAAGCAAACAAUGAUACAGGGGAAGUACUCCAAACAGUGAUGUUGGGAAGUCCUGAAAGUCAUAAGAUCAAGCACUUCCACCUCAGGGAAAUCCAGGAAAACACGUAUGACCUUGAGUGUUGGUGGAGAGAUGACGUAAGAUGUCACAAAGGAAUGGGUGUAGCCCAUAUGGAAGAUCUCACAGGCGGAAGAGGUCGACCUGACAGAAGGGAUACGGGAAUCAAGCCCAUUGGAAAUAGGCUUGGAUUAAACGUUCAGGAUGAGCUGCACAUACUUCUUACUGAAGGGCUAAUUUCUGAAUGUGAUGAAGCUGAGAAGUCUGUCAGCAGUAGUUUCUCGUUUUCACCAUUUCAAAGACUUCCUCCUAGUGUCCAAACUGAUGUGUCUAAUAUACAUGGGAGUGAUUUUAUGCAUCCUUCUGUGAUGACACAACACCAGAAAGCACACAGGGAAAGACCUCACAGACGUGACGAGUGUGGGAAAAGCUUUCUCAGGGUCUCACACCUCACCAGAAAUCAGAUCACCCAUACUGGAGAGAAAUUAUAUCAGUGUGAUGUAUGUGACAAAUUCUUAAGUCGAAAUUCACAGCUUGUACGUCAUCAGAAGAUUCACGGUGGGAAGAAAGGUUAUAAAUGUAAUGAGUAUGGCAAAGCCUUUAGUGAUGACUCCACCCUCACCAGACGUCAGAUCAUCCACCCAGGAGCGAAAUUACAUAAAUGUGAUGUGUGUGCCAAAGUCUUUAGUUGAAAUUCAUACCUUGCAAAUCAUUGGAGAGUUCAUACUGGAGAGAAAGCUUUCCAAUGUAACGAGUGUGGCAAAACCUUAAUCGCUGCUCAAACCUUUCUAGACAUCAGACAGUUCAUACAGGAAAGAUAUUAUAUAAAUGUGAUGUGUGUGCCAGUGUCUUUAGUUGAAAGUCAAACCUUGCAGAUCAUUGAGAAUUCAUACUGGAGAGAAACGUUAUAAAUGUAACGAGUGUGGCAAGCUGUUUAAUUACAGUUCACACCUUACAACCCAUCGGAGAAUUCACACUGGAGAGAAACCUUACAGAUGUAACG